This is a messenger RNA of Armigeres subalbatus, 2438 nucleotides long. Its product is annotated as cysteine-rich motor neuron 1 protein-like. Bases 349 to 1341 code for a protein of 330 amino acids. The record is from RefSeq and is a predicted model, not a curated record. Gene Ontology annotation, biological process: regulation of signal transduction; regulation of cell growth. The transcript is spliced from 3 exons. Gene Ontology annotation, molecular function: insulin-like growth factor binding. NCBI's taxonomy places the organism in Eukaryota, Metazoa, Arthropoda, Insecta, Diptera, Culicidae. Gene Ontology annotation, cellular component: extracellular region.
GUUGGCUUAGCGGAGCGCUUUAGUUUCAUAUUAUCGCUUAACUAAGACGGGUUGAGCUCCGAGAAGCAGAGGCUAGCUAAAAUCAGCAAAGUGAAAUAGUACGAACAGUUUGAACCAAUUAGUGCAAAAUAUUUGAAAUUGUUUCGAAAAUAUAAUGCUAUUUCUGUUAUUGAGAGGUGAAAAGAAAAUGAACAAAACUAUUGAUCCUAUCAAGAUUUCUUCUUGCCGAAGCUUUGAAAUCUGUGAAUGAACAGAACAGUGACAGUCAAAAGCUGGAAAAGUUUUCGUCAAAUGUGAUCGCAGUAUUUCAAUCUUAGUGACUUCUACCAUAUACAAAGUGACGUAGAAAUGAAAUUGAUCAUAUUCAUCUGUCUGCUGGAACUGAUGGUGGCGCUGAUUGAGGCUUCUACAGAAAGGACAAGAUGCAAAGACGUAGCGUGUCCCGCGCCGGAAAUAUGUCCAGAAGAUAGCUAUUUGAAGCUCACGAAGCAUCAUUCAAAUCAUUUUCACCACCAUCUCAAUAGUAAUGUUAAGGACUCAACUCGAAAGAAACGUGCUCUCGCCUACGGCGGACGGCAGAGGGAAACAAUAAAAAUAAUUCCUGGAGCUUACGUUCAUCAUAAUCGUAAACGUAGUAUUACCAAUGAUGAAAUGCUUAUUCUACAGUGUUGUCCGCAAUACGAAUGCGCAUGCAUACCCAAUAAUUGUGACCAGGAAUGUCCAGCAAACAAAAUACCUGCAAACACUACCAAUCCCACCGAGCAGUUUGGAGUCCCUGGUAAUUGUUGCGUUCCCUGCAAGGAUAACUAUUGCAUACAUGAUAAGAAAUAUCGCAAGCAUGGUGACAGGUGGCUUUCUGACGACUGUACCGACUGUAAGUGUGAAUAUGGACUAGUAAGCUGUCAGACACCAUCAUGCAAGAUGCCGAACUGUCUGAACUAUAAGCAAAUUCCUGGCGAAUGCUGUCCUGUUUGCGAUGACGAUGGCAUGACCUUCUGUGCAGGUGUAGGGUACUGCAGUAUCCACUGUAAAUACGGCUAUCAACGACAGGGCGAUUGCGAUCUGUGUCAAUGCGCCAGACCACCAACCAAUGGAUCAAUACAUACAACAGUGGCAUAUCCUGAAGUCGAAUCAACUACCGGAAAAUCUACCGAAAGUGUUGCUGAUGUCGAGGACAUUGUUCGGAAAGGUCCUCAUCAAAAUAACUCUUACGGUUUUAUUAUAAACACAUUCUGGAUUUAUUUAAUGUCGUGUGUAUUUGCUCUAAUACUGAUUAUAGGGAUUAUUGGGUGGUACUGUUAUUGUCGAAAUAACGCCAAGUACGAUGCUGUACAAGUAUAGCAUUAGUGUUUCAAUAUCUGAAAUAAUCGAGCACCGUAAAGAUAGCAGGUGAUGUAUAGAACUAUCAUUUGACAAAUAUGUACACCUAUUUGAAUUAUUAUAUUUUGUGUUAUUACUGCAAUUGUUAUCUUUAUAGCUAUUGUUAGACAGAUAAUUCAAUAUUGAAAUUUGUAAAGUUUUCAAAGUCUGAAUAGUAUGCAAUGUAAAGAAAGUAAAAGUCUUCCGUAAUAAACGAACUGUACGAGGCUCCGGAAUCAGACGGUGCACGUAUACUUAAAAUCUAUGAUUAUAAAACUACACCCACGGUUAAAACAAAAUGAAAAUAUCAGUUGGAAAACUUUGUGAUAAAUUGUAAAUAAAUUUGUGUUCCAUGCAGUUACGUCGACUUCAUUUUACAAAUCGAAUUUUACCAAAUUUGAUAUAUUGUAGAGCUGAGUUAGGACACUUUAGUUAAAACUGUAGAGUAUUUUCACUGGUAAAAACACUAAUACAAAAAAGUUAAAUUUUAAAUUAAUGAUGCUAGACUGUUCCAAGAAAAAAGAAAAUGAAUUUAUUUAACUUAGUUGAUUUUCUGGAGAACAAAUUUUGAACAAUUAGUAGCACCUAUUGCUGUUGUUAUGAAAUUACCGCCGAUGGCCGUAUGCCUUUGAUUUUUAAUUACUAUUGUUUUUAGAACUAUUAUUUUAUCCUCGAAGUAGUUUUAUAUGAAAAUUGAAAGUAUUAUUUAUUAUAUAUUAUUGUUGAAAAUGUUUCUUGAACAUAAGAUAAGUUAUAUGAGAGGUCAAGACGGUAUAGAACGAUGAUGAUAUGGUGAUACAUAAAAUAAAUAAAAACGAAAAUAUAAUGCUUCCACAGAAUUCAAUAUUCCUCAUCAAAACAAAAUAUACUGCAACAAUCAUGUUGCCAUCGAACAUAGAGAAGAACAGUUGUGUCUGGUUUUGAAAAGAAAUAUCUCAUCGUCAUAUCUACUUUCUAUUAUUAUUCAACAAAUACAGAAAUGAAUCAAUAGCCUAUUACACCCAAUACUAUCAUCUGUAAUAAUAGCUGAAUGUAAUUUUUAACAUUAAGUGAGUGAUAAAUAAAUGAAAUAUCUCCUA